GGCGAGGAUAAAAACACGCUCCAUCGAACCAUGCAAGCGAGUAAAAUUCAAUUUCCAGUAAAAGACGCUUCUCUAAUCUCUCUCCUCCGCUCUCUAAUCUCCUCCUCCGCCGCCUCCGCCUCCGCCUCCGCCGCCGCCGCCGCCGCCGCCAUUUUGAAGUGGCGUUGAUCACGAGAAGCGAUCGAGCAAUCGGAUUACGCAAAGUGAUCGGUGGAGUGUUGGAGCUGCUGGAUUUUGCCGCACGAAUCGGAGGGCGAUGCGGGGAAAGAGCUCGAAGACGAGCGCGCCCGUCGUGGUCACGUUCGAGCACAAGAGGGACGCUUACGGAUUUGCGGUGCGGCCUCAGCAUUUGCAGCGAUAUCGCGAGUACGCGAAGAUUUACAAGGAAGAGGAGGAAGAGAGAACGAAGAGAUGGAAGGACUUGCUGGAGAGGCUGGUGGAGGAAAGUGAAGAAGAUUUGAAACGAAGCGAAGAAGUGAUCGGUGGCAAAUGCGAUGGUUCGGAGGAAGCUUUUUUGGAGAAGGGACUGUGGGAGGAGCUUGAAAACCAAAAUGCGGAAUCUUGGAGUCGGAUGAGGCCAUCGCUUGGUGCAAUUGAGAGUAUGAUGAGCUAUCGGUUGACGAAGAGGAAGAGGGCUUUGUAUGAUGGGCAGAAAGAUCAACUUACUUCGAUCGAAGAGGAGGCAAGGCCGUCGAGAGGAAGCCGUGAAGAGGAGUCUGAAGAGGAGUUCUAUGAUGUGGAGAGAUCGGAACCGAUCCAAGAAUUACCUUCGGAUGAUGACGGCGGUGUUAGUUCCACGAUCGUCUGUGAGCCUUCAUUCCCUUGGAAAGAAGAGCUGGAAAGCCUUAUCCGUGGGGGCAUUCCUAUGGCUCUCAGAGGAGAGCUAUGGCAAGCCUUUGUGGGCGUGAGAACUCGCAGGGUGGAUGGGUAUUAUAACAAACUGCUUGACCAAGAAGGAAAAACGAUUGAAGACAAGGAAAUUGAGGACUCCGUUCCUGAGAAAUGGAAGGGGCAGAUUGAGAAGGAUUUGCCUCGAACUUUUCCAGGACAUCCUGCAUUAGACAAUGAUGGCAGAAAUGCUUUAAGGCGUCUGUUGACAGCAUAUGCGCGGCAUAAUCCAUCAGUUGGGUACUGCCAGGCCAUGAACUUCUUUGGAGGGUUAUUAUUAUUGCUUAUGCCCGAGGAAAACGCAUUCUGGACUUUAAUGGGGAUCAUUGAUGACUACUUUGAUGGUUAUUAUAAUGAACAAAUGAUCGAAUCACAGGUAGACCAGCUUGUUCUCGAGGAGCUUGUGCGUGAAAGAUUUCCAAAGUUGGCCAGACAUCUAGAUUACCUAGGAGUGCAGGUCGCUUGGGUUACAGGACCUUGGUUCCUAUCCAUUUUCGUUAACAUACUUCCAUGGGAAAGUGUUCUUCGUGUCUGGGACGUCCUCUUGUUCGAAGGAAACCGUACAAUGCUGUUCCGAACAGCACUCGCUUUGAUGGAACUGUAUGGCCCUGCACUAGUGACCACAAAAGAUGCAGGAGAUGGCGUCACACUAUUGCAGUCCCUUGCUGGUUCCACCUUCGACAGCAGCCAACUUGUCUUGAUAGCUUGUAUGGGUUAUCAGUUUGUAACUGAAAUUAAAUUGCAAGAAUUGAGGAAAAAGCACAGGCCAGAAGUCCUAGCUGCGUUGGAGGAAAGGUCCAAAGAACUUCGUAAUUGGAAAAAAUCCAAGGAUCUAGCAUCAAAGAUGUAUAGCUUUAAACAUGACCCAGCAUCCAUACUCCCACAAAGCAACUCGAACGAAGUAAUUAGUGACUCAGAAAUGAAUGGAGAUUUGCAUCUUUUCAACUCUGAAUCAGAAAAUGAUAAGGAGAUUGAUUCAGUCCCUGAUCUGCAAGAACAGGUGAAGUGCCUGAAAGUCGAGUUAUGCAGAUUGCUGGAGGAGAAAAGAUCAGCUGUUCUGAGAGCUGAGGAGUUGGAGACGGCGUUGAUGGAGAUGGUCAAGCAGGAUAAUAGACGCCUUUUGAGUGCUAAGACAAAAAGGUGUCUCCGACAGGUUGAGCAAUUAGAGCAGGAACUUUUGGAAUUACGACGAGCUCUUGCUGACAAAAAAGAACAAGAGCAAGCAAUGCUUCAGGUCUUGUUGAGGGUGGAACAAGAACAAAAAGUGACAGAAGAUGCUCGUGUUUCUGCUGAGCGAGACGCUGCUGCUCAAAGAUAUGCAGCUCAAGUGCUCCAGGCAAAAUAUGAACAAGCAAUGGGUGCACUUUCAGAAAUGGAGAAGAGAGCUAUAAUGGCAGAGACAAUGCUGGAGGCCACAUUGCAAUAUCAGUCUGGGCAGGUUAAAGCGCACCAACCUUUCUCUUCCAGAGCUGUGCAUAUGGAUCAACCACUUGCAAGGACGAAUCAAGAUUCAUCUCAUGAUGCGUCUAAUAGGAUGGUGGGCCUGCUAUCUAGACCUUUUGGAAUUGGUUGGCUUGACAAGAACAAGGGCAAGCUCAACAGCGCUGAGACAAUUGAAGGAAAAACCCCUGCCAGCAUGGGCCAGAAGGAUAUGAAUGGCGUAUGAGUAACUGAUAAAUGUAUUUUCUGAAGGGGAAGAGUAAUUAGAUUAGUCGGCCCCAAAUCUUAAGUGGGCAUCAAAUACCAUGUUCAUAUUCCUCCACAAGAAGAUGUAACUUGUUUUGCUUAUCAUACAUUGUGAGUGACUGUUCUAUGGAAUUUAAACAAGUGAUCGAAGGAACUACAUGAACAGGUAGUUCAGGUUGUGAUAGCCAAGUAACAGCAUGUAAGUUGGCAACUAAUGUAUCGUCGUGAAGUACAUGUAUAUAAAUGAUGGGCCAUCGUUUUUGUUUUUUAA
Ananas comosus (pineapple) is the source of this 2845-nucleotide messenger RNA. RefSeq names its product ecotropic viral integration site 5 protein homolog. Lineage: Eukaryota; Viridiplantae; Streptophyta; Magnoliopsida; Poales; Bromeliaceae. The coding region runs from base 257 to 2554 and encodes 765 amino acids. The record is from RefSeq and is a predicted model, not a curated record. The transcript has 18 exons.